This is a messenger RNA of Saccharomycopsis crataegensis, 1548 nucleotides long. RefSeq lists its product as uncharacterized. NCBI's taxonomy places the organism in Eukaryota, Fungi, Ascomycota, Saccharomycetes, Ascoideales, Saccharomycopsidaceae. The record is from RefSeq and is a predicted model, not a curated record. The coding region runs from base 1 to 1548 and encodes 515 amino acids. Gene Ontology annotation, cellular component: plasma membrane. Gene Ontology annotation, biological process: transmembrane transport. Gene Ontology annotation, molecular function: transmembrane transporter activity. The transcript has a single exon.
AUGUCUGAACUGAAAUCGGGUUCUCCAAAGGCCUCCGCCGCCUCUGCCUCUGCCUCUGCCUCUACCUCUUCUAUCGACGAUGUUGAAAAAUCCUCUUCUCCUGUCACUUUCGAAUCACACGACGAAAAAGAUUUAAAAGUCCAGCAAUUAGCAGAAUCCAUGGGGAUCAAUCACCGCAAAUUGAUGUGGAAAGUCGACUGCUGUGUCGUCCCUCCAUUGGCGUUACUCUACUUCCUCUCGUUCCUUGACCGGGUCAACGCCAGUAAUGCCAAAGUUUACGGGAUCACCAAGUCCUUGAAUUUGACCGGUGAUCAAUUCAACACCUGUUUAACCGUUUUCUUCGUCCCUUACAUCUUCUUUGAAUUGUCUUCCAACUACGCUUUGAAGUUUGUCAAACCUCAUAUCUGGCUCAGUUCUUGUAUCUUCUUUUUUGGUUGCAUCACAAUUGGCAUGGGGUUUGUGAAAAAUUUCGGCCAAUUGAUCACUUGCCGUGUGUUACUCGGUGUCUUUGAAGCGUCGACUUUUUGUGCAAUUUUCUACAUCUUAUCCAACUUUUACGCCAAAGCAGAAAGUCAAAAAAGAUUCUCGGCAUUCUUUAGUUGUACUUGUCUUGCCGGUGCCGCUGGUGGGGCCAUUGCCUACAAAAUCAAUGACUUGGAUGGUAAAUACGGGAUCGAAAGUUGGCAAUGGAUCUUCAUCAUUGAAGGGACUUUCACCGCCGGUUUAGCCUUAUUUUUGUAUUUUGUCGUUCCGGAUUUCCCAGAAAACUGUCGUUUCUUGAAUGAAAAUGAACGUAGUUUCAUUAAACAAAAGUUGGCCAUCUACAACGGUGAUUCAGGUUUCGAAUUCAAAUACACUCCAAAAGAACUUUUCGCGGUGUUCAAAGAUCCUUUGAUAUGGCUCACUGCUUUUGCAUACUUUGGAUUGAUUAUUCCAUCUUACGCGUACGCUUAUUUCGCCCCUACCAUCAUUGCCCAAAUGGGUUACACCGGUGUUGAAGCUAACCAAAGAUCUAUUUACCCAUGGUUGAUGGCCUUUGGCUGGACCAUCAUCAUCGCUUGUAUUUCCGAUAAAUUGAAGAGAAGAUUGCCAUUUGCUUUGUUGAACUCGAGUAUUGCCAUCGUUGGCCUUGCAAUUGUUCUUGCUUGCAAACAUGAUAUUCAUGCUAGAUACGCUGGGUGUUUCUUGGCCGUCACUGGUCUUUAUUCUGCUAUGCCUUCUCUUAUUUGUUGGUCCUCUUUGAACUACGGCGGUCAUCUUAGAAAAGCGGUCGGUACCAGUUGGCAAGUGGGUUUUGGUAAUAUCGGUGGGAUCAUUGCUACUUAUCUUUUCUUGAGUAAAGAUGCCCCGUACUUUGUCACUGGCUUAUCCGUUAGUAUUGCCUUUGUGGUUUUCGCUAUGAUCUUUAUGGUCAUUCUUUUCAUCUAUUACUAUAAAGAAAACCAAAAGAAAUUGACCUAUGAAUACCAACAGAAAUUUGAAUCCCUCACUCCAAGAGAAAAAGCUAUUUGGGGUGAUAAGGGUCCUUAUGUUCCAUAUUUAUAUUGA